AUGCGAGGAGGCACUCGUCAAUGUGCGCUGUGCCUGCGAGGAGGCGACUGGUCACCCCAUCCAGUACUCCCCUCACUCACUCGUAGAGGCAUCACAGUCCUCGUCGACAUUGACGGUCUCAGUCUGCGCCACCUGUGGGGUCCCUGGAUUAGUCUCCUCGUGAAUGUGAUCGACCUCUGUCAGGCCAACUACCCCGAAUGUCUCAAAACUCUCCUCAUCACGCGGGUGCCCUCCACCUUCCCCCUCAUUUGUACAAUCCUCCGAUCACUCCUCGACCGCAUUUCUCACUCCAAGAUUGCCGUCUUCACUGAAAACGAACUCGCCGGACUUGCCCAGUUCAUCCCCUCAGACCAAAUCCCCGCCUUUUUGGGGGGGCCCUCCCAGUCGGGGGUGGAUUUGAAGCUGGACAACUGCCAAGUGCCGAUGGAGAAUUACUGCAACGGGACCCUAAUAGUGGACGACGACAAGGGGAACACAAUGGAGACACACCGGGGUAACAAGUUGUGGAGUACUUCCCUCUACCGUUCCAUCUACGUCGUCAAGGACAAUCCACAUGAGAUUGAAUUCCAGGCCAAUUCGUGUGAUGUGAUCCACUGGGACUUUGAUGUGCUCAAAGGGGACGUCCUCUUUUCCAUUUUCCUGGUGAAGGAGGAGGACAGUCAGUUUGUGUGUCCCAAGCCCAGGAAGUACUCCUUCGUGGGGAUCAGCAGUGGAAUGAGUCCUCGCCGACUGCUGCGACACUCCCACAAACUCGACCCAGUCAUCCCCGUCUUGGAGUACCACUUUGGCAACAGUGUCCAGGACUCACUCAAAGUGGCUGUCAAAGGCUUGUAUGUCCUCCAGUGGAGUGCCUCUGCCAAUUUCCUCCAGUCCAAGAGCAAGUUUAUGUACUAUGCCCAACUGUUCACGAGGGAGGACAUCAGGUCUGACUGUUUUCAGUAUUCUUAG
Molecule: messenger RNA, 948 nt
Organism: Octopus sinensis (East Asian common octopus)
Lineage: Eukaryota; Metazoa; Mollusca; Cephalopoda; Octopoda; Octopodidae
Product: SEC14-like protein 1
Exons: 1
Coding region: 1-948 (315 amino acids)
Cellular component (GO): cytoplasm
Source: RefSeq, a predicted model, not a curated record